CAGCAUCUGUUCUGCAUGUAGAAGGCCCCAGGUUCACUUCCUAGCAUUUUCAUGUAGGCUCUGGAAGGACUCCCUGUCUGAAAAACUAGAAAACCACUACCACUCAGUAUAGACCCCCUGAGCUAGUUGGACCAGUGGUCUGACUCAGAAUAAGGCAGCUUCUUAUGUUUCUGGCUAGGAAGCAAACAUUUGUAUGCCCACAGCCUGAGGGACUCAUUUGCAUCCAGACUUUGCCUCUGCUCCACCUCUGAAAUUCUACCUCUUAAAUGUGCUUAAAGAUUUCAGUGGGGUUGGGAGCUGUACUAGGGUUGAAAAGGCUGGUUGCUCCAUAAAUGCUGCUAGACCAUGGUUCUGCUAGCACCUCCAGCUCUAUGGUUUCUGGGUCUUUUCUUAGCAGGCAAUGCAGAAGUGAUGCUGAACCAGCCUGGCUCUAUGCUGGCACCCCUAGGAAAUGUCACUCAGCUCCCCUGCACCCUGUCUGGCGACAGCAUCACAAGCAUCGCGAGCCACAUCAUCGUCUGGCUCCAGCGGAAGUAUCAGGGCUCUCCCAAACGCAUUUUGUAUUACAAAGAUGAAUCGAACCAACAUAAAGUCUCGGGGGUACCUGAUCGCUUUUCUGCUUUCAAAGAUGCCCAAAGGAGCACCUGCUACCUCACUAUCUCUGGGGUCCAGGCAGAGGAUGACGGCAUCUAUUACUGCCUGACAUCGGCAGGGGGAGAAUACCACAGUGCUUUAGCUUAAGGGAGAACCAGGACC
Molecule: messenger RNA, 756 nt
Organism: Podarcis muralis (Common wall lizard)
Lineage: Eukaryota; Metazoa; Chordata; Lepidosauria; Squamata; Lacertidae
Gene: VPREB3
Product: V-set pre-B cell surrogate light chain 3
Source: RefSeq, a predicted model, not a curated record